Molecule: messenger RNA, 1479 nt
Organism: Papaver somniferum (opium poppy)
Lineage: Eukaryota; Viridiplantae; Streptophyta; Magnoliopsida; Ranunculales; Papaveraceae
Product: acyl-CoA 5-desaturase AL21-like
Exons: 7
Coding region: 1-1392 (463 amino acids)
Cellular component (GO): endoplasmic reticulum membrane
Molecular function (GO): oxidoreductase activity, acting on paired donors, with oxidation of a pair of donors resulting in the reduction of molecular oxygen to two molecules of water
Source: RefSeq, a predicted model, not a curated record
AUGUCGUGUGGUGCUAGUGGUGGUGGAUUUAGUGGAAGUAUAGAAGGUGUUCCUGAAUCUAUAGGCAGCGAUGGACGAGGAGAUGGAAGUGGUGGUGGUAGCGACGAUGAAGACUGCGGCGUUGCAACAGAUGCCAGUGCAGAGAUGUGUGUGAAUGGUGAGAUGGUUCUUGAACAAGAAAAAUUUCUUGGUAUGUUUCCAAAUGGUUCUCUUUCAAGUUUAAAAAAGAAAAAACCUCAUAAAUCUAAAGUUCCUAACAAGGUUUUCGCAAAUAAACUAGUGGAGUUUGAAUCUUUUUGGGGAUUAGAAUUUCCACCUUUGAAGACUAACCGUGAAGAGAUGUUUAGCGAUUUGGAAAAAAAUCACGAUGAUUUAUUUGUAGAAGAUGUUGAUAGGUCUGAAAUGUCUUUAGACAGUGGUCCUCAUUGCGGGGUAGCCGGAGUAAACUACAAAGUACGUAAACGAGAGAACAUAGAUCAAAAUAUGGCUAUGCAGGUAACUGAUUAUGGUGUGGCACAACCGCAAGGAACAGCAAAUGAGCUGACGCCUUCGAUACGAAGAUUGGAUUAUUUCUGGGAUGCCACAAACCUGGGGAUACUAAUUCUGGAACAUAUCUGUGUACUAGCUGCUCCAUUCUAUUUUACUUGGAAUGCAUUUCGGGUUUUUGUGAUAUUGAGUAUCCUAACAGGACCCAUAGGGGUUAGUCUUAGUUACCAUAGAAACCUUUCACACAAAAGUUUGAAGCUCACAAAGUCACUUGAAUAUUUGUUUGCUUACUUUAGACUUCAUGCUGCAGUGGGAGACCCUAUAUUUUGGACAAGCAUUCAUCGGUAUCACCAUCAGUUCGUAGAUUCCGUUAAAGACCCACACAGCCCAAUCGAAGGAUUUUGGUUUAGCCACGUAAAUUGGACUUUUCGAAACACCUAUCUAUGGGAAAAGUGCGAAAACCGGAACAAUGUAAUGGAUUUACAAAAGCAAGAUUACUACAGGUUUCUUCAGAAGACAAUGCCUCUUCAUGUAGUUAGACUUGGACUGCUGUUAUACAUUGCAGGAGGCUUGCCCCACCUUAUUUAUGGAAUGGGUGUUAGAAUGGCGUAUGUACACCAUGCCUUUUUCUUCAUCAAUUCAGUGUGCCAUAUAUGGGGUAAAAGGCCGUACGACUCCAAAGAUUUAUCCAAGAACAAUUGGAUGGUGAACCUAAUCAACUUAAGUGGAGAAGGCUGGCACAAUAAUCAUCAUGCCUUUGAGUUCUCCGCUCGGAUAGGGCUCGAAUGGUGGCAGCUCGAUAUUCCAUGGUAUAUUAUAAAGCUACUGGGGAGCCUUGGGUUAGCAACAAACGUCAAAGUCCCUACCGAAAUUCAGAAACUAAAAAUGUGUUUUAAAAAUCAAUAAUGAGUUUCAUCUGUAUUGUAUCUUUAAUAAAUAACUUGGUCUAGCUUUUCAACCUCUAGCAAAAAAAAGGAAGAACUCAGGGGACCA